GGUGGAGAUGCAGCGUUUGACGGGAAAGGAUUGUAGGGUGGACACGGACGCCAAAGUGAGAAAAGUCGAUGCCAAGGGGGGGGGACAGAAAAGAUGUGGAGAACUCGCGGGUUACGAAAGUAGUAAGAUAUAUAUAUGAGAGACCGUGGUCUGUCCGAUGAUGGCGGACCAAGACUCGAGCGAACGGGAGAAGGAGAGGGGACGAGUGGGGAAGGGCGACAGCGGAGAGAUGUGAGAUCGGCGGAGGGUUGUGGUUGAGACAAGCGGACCGUUUAUGACGAGAGUAAGCUUUGAUCCGAAGGCGAUGCCGAGCAGACCUGAGACACUGGCGCAGGCUUGGCCCUGGGGCAGUUCGAGACUCUCAUGACUGCCCUGCCAGGCCAAUCGGACGCUUCCUUCGCUCAAGGGUAGACUUGACGGAACUUUGCUUCAACUCGUCGUGCGCUGCGACAGGCAACUCGGCUGGGAACCUCCGACUGCACAUCGCUGGCCAGACCCUUCUCCUGAGGGCCAACGUGAGUCAUGUAUUCGGCAAGCAGGAACAAGGCUUCUCGACGAUGUGCUACAGUAUCCCGAUGCAAGUGUCAUUGGCCUCCGUGCUGAGUAAGGGAACAGGAGCAGCGUUGUGGCGUGCUAUCUACAGGAGAAGCCUUUUCGCCGCAUCGCCUCUUCGACGGCUUCGUGCCCUGUUAGACAGGUGCAGCGCUGUCGCCAUCCCGCCUUCUCCUUUGGCUUUCUGGAGCGGAUCGCGCCGCUGAAUGAAUGACCAGGCGCGGUCCGAGCAGAAGUGCUGCGCUCAAGCCGCGAGAGGAGGCGUCUUCGACUCCUACGCUGCCUGAGAGAAAGAGGCCGGCAG
Molecule: messenger RNA, 856 nt
Organism: Ceraceosorus bombacis
Lineage: Eukaryota; Fungi; Basidiomycota; Exobasidiomycetes; Ceraceosorales; Ceraceosoraceae
Source: the annotation of a GenBank genome assembly